GCAAAUCAAAAGAAUGAGAUUUUCCACGUUUUUUUUCUUCAUUAUUUUAUUUAGUUGGCCAAAAAGUAGAAAAAACGUAAUCCUUACAGGAUCCUUGUGCAAAAUGAAGCCGGCUGCUAUUGAUAAAGAAAUAUGAUAAAAUUGAAAUAUUGCGGAUGAUAGUGGGGGACUUCCUCUUAAAAAAUUGGCCGGCGAUCGUACUUGCGACCUGUUCUAGCACGGGGUAGAGGGCCUGUCCUAGUCCAAAAUGCUGCCAAGGGGCAUUAUGAAGUCUAUAUAUGUACUCCUUUUGGCAUGCACUACUUGCGCAUCUGUAGAAGUGCAUUAAUCCCAGUAUUUUCACCUUCACCAUGCUAACGUCUUUGGUUGCCCCAACACACUUGAUGAGGCUGGUGUUUCGACCAACCUUCCCUUCAAAGAAUAUGCCCACAACAUGUUUGACAGAAAGACCAAAACAACUUCAAUGGAAACCAAGGCAGCUUGACAAAACUAUUGACACAUUUAGCGGGAAGUUGUCGCAGGGCGGGCUUGUUUUUCAACAGAACUUCUUAAUCAGAUCAUAUGAGCUAGACCCUGAUGGCAAAGUUUCAAUAGUGUCCUUAGUGAAUCAUAUGCAGGAAUCAUCACUUAAUCACUUUGAGCGUUUGGGGCUAACUGCUGAAGGUUUUGGUUUAACAUCAGAGAUGAGUAAAAGGAAUGUGAUAUGGGUGUUAUAUCGGAUGCAGAUUGCGGUGGAACGCCUACCUUCAUGGGCUGAUGUAGUUCAAGUUGAAACUUGGAUAUCUGCAACAGGAAAGCGUGACUGGCUUGUCCGUGAUUACAAGACAGGCGAAACUCUUAUUCGAGCAACCAGCCUGUUUUUUAUGAUGAAUAAGGAAACAAGGAAAUUAUCUUUCGUAAAGGAAGCAUGGGCAGAGAUAGAGCCUCAUGUUUUGAAUUGUGACCCUAUCAUUAACAAGGAUAAGAGAAAACUUCGGCGAUUGGACCUUGAUGCAGCAGAUUAUGUCCGAGUAGGUAUAGCACCUUUAUGGAAUGAUUUGGAUAUGAAUCAGCACGUGAACCAUGUAAAAUACAUCAGCUGGAUUCUUGAGGGUGCUCCACCAUCAGUCUUGGAGAGUCACAAGAUUUCUUCCAUGACUUUAGAGUACCGGAAGGAGUGUGGGAGAGAUAGCAUGGUACAAUCCCUAUCUGCAGUUAACAGAAAUGGUUCGAGUCACUCUACAGAGGAUGAAGGGGUGGAGGUUGAUCACUUGCUUCAACUUGAAGAUGGGUAUGAGAUCCUGAGGGCGAGGACUCUGUGGCUGCCAAAAUAAAGGGUGCUCAGAAUCAAUUUGAUAUAAUAAAAACAACAUAUACAUACACACACAAAAGUUUCCUUUAAUUUAUAGUAACGCACUGAUAUCAUUAUAUAUAU
This is a messenger RNA of Alnus glutinosa, 1414 nucleotides long. RefSeq names its product palmitoyl-acyl carrier protein thioesterase, chloroplastic-like. Bases 351 to 1313 code for a protein of 320 amino acids. Gene Ontology annotation, biological process: fatty acid biosynthetic process. Gene Ontology annotation, molecular function: acyl carrier activity; fatty acyl-[ACP] hydrolase activity. Lineage: Eukaryota; Viridiplantae; Streptophyta; Magnoliopsida; Fagales; Betulaceae. The record is from RefSeq and is a predicted model, not a curated record. The transcript has 6 exons.